Molecule: messenger RNA, 1248 nt
Organism: Scheffersomyces coipomensis
Lineage: Eukaryota; Fungi; Ascomycota; Pichiomycetes; Serinales; Debaryomycetaceae
Exons: 1
Coding region: 150-986 (278 amino acids)
Source: RefSeq, a predicted model, not a curated record
UUAUCGCAUUUUUGCAGUACUUCUUACCGAUUAAGCAAAGCGCACAGAAUUCAUAAUUUUUUUCAGCAGAUCUUGAUGUAUUUCUUUACAAAAUCUGAUUUCAUUGGAAACCACGGGAAGGUGUAUAAGCUAGAAGGCUAGGGAGAAAUAUGACAUUCGAGUUAUUGGCAUUAAGAAAAGAUUGGUUCUAUCACCAUGAGGAACAAGAGUUACGUUUUGCUGGUUUAAUGAAGAUCAUUAACAAAGCGUAUGACAAAGCCAGAUUCAAAUACGGUAUAAUUGAGACUACAAGAAUCAAAUAUCCUAAUGCAAUUCCAGCUGAUCUUCAAUUGAGCACAGUUGAUGGUUUUGCUUUAUUUAUCUUAUUGGGUCCUGAGAAAGCAUUCCAAGAAUUAAAAGAGAAACAUAACUAUACUCGAGAUUUUUCCACAGUUUCACUGAAUUUAGAGCAAAGUUUCAAUUGUGAUAUUCCAGAACAGUACUUAUCUUCAUUUGAUUUGAAUAAUUUGAAUGACGUUAAAAUAACCAUAGUUGAUAAUGAUUUCGAAUUGGAUGAUAAAACAACAAACAGAGUGUUGGGAUCUGCCGGAUUCAGAAUUUAUGCUCAUGGAAACAAAGAUGAUUCAAUCUUAGAUCUUGAAUUAACUGCUUUCACAUCAUAUAUGAGAAAACUUGGUCCAAAAAUAUUAAACCUUAUUAUUGAUAAAUGUUUGCUUAAUGAAAAGCUUCUUUCCAAAUUGUAUCCUACAUUAGGUCCUCUUGAGCAAUAUAACAAAAUCAUUAUUCAUGCCGAUGUCAUAAAGGAACAUGGAUUAGUACAAUAUUACGUGAACAAUUGUACAUUCCAACAAGCAGAUAAAAAAGAUAUCUUUUAUGAAGUUUCUGAGGAUAAAAAGGUUAAAUCAGAAGGAACUCUCGAGGAAGGUAUACUUGCAACUCGUAGUUUUACUAUCUCCUUCAUAUAUAGAGAAAUUUUACUUAAAUAGACAAUAUAUAGAAAAAGUUUAUAUUUUUAUUUUUUAGAUUGUUAUAUACAUUUAAUUCGAACUAGUUUGCAAACUUUCAAAGCUUACUAACGAACAGUCAUUUAGAAUAUCCAUUAACUGAUAACCAGUUUGAAAUUGGAGCAAUAUCACGUUUGGCUGAUUUGAUCUUAGCACUAACACUAUCAAGAGCCUUAGCUAAACCUUGAUCAUAACCCUUAGUAUCCUUUUCAGCAAAGAAUUUUUCAACAGCUUCUUUUUGCUC